Messenger RNA from Cladocopium goreaui, 1782 nucleotides. The record is from the annotation of a GenBank genome assembly. Lineage: Eukaryota; Dinophyceae; Suessiales; Symbiodiniaceae.
AUGCAGUACCUAAUCGCGCUGGGUGGCUUGGUGGUGCUCGUGUCGGCCAUCUUGGCGGCCAUGGGCUUUCAUGGCCGGCCGCAGGUCGUUGGCAUCGACUUGGGCACCACCUUUUCGGUGGUGGCGUUGAAAGCAACGGAUGGCACCGUCUCGAUUAUUCCGGACCAUGUCACUGGCAAGCAGCUAUUACCGUCAGUGGUGACCUACAAGUCGGACGGCAAAGUGCUGGUUGGUGAUGUGGCGGUAGCUCAAAGAGGACGCUCUCCGGAGCGAACCAUCUUCAACGCCAAGCGCUUCAUUGGUCGGGAACUGGGAGAGGUAUCGCACGAAAGUGCAGAGCAUGCGUACCGAGUGGUUGGAAAUUUCACUGAAAACUCCAGGGAACCCAAUGCCUCCAGCCUUGCUUCUCCGGCUGGAUUUGCCAUUGAGCUCGACGGCAAGAAAGAGAGGUGGGUCUCACCGAUUGAUGUAGGAGCAGAAGUAGUGGCGCACAUGCGACGUUCUGUCACGCAACAUCUCGGUUUCGAGAUCUCACGAGCCGUCAUUUGCGUCCCAGCAAAAUUUGGCUUUCCAGAAACGAAGGCCACCCAAGAAGCCUUCGAACGAGCUGGCAUGAAAGUCAUGCGAAUUUUGGACGAACCCACGGCCGCAGCGAUUGCCUACAAUCUCCACAAAGGUGAAGGAGUGAGACAUGUUCUCGUCUACGACAUUGGUGGGGGUACGUUGGACACAUCCUUGCUGUAUAUGAAUGGCAAUGCUGUGAGCGUCCUGAGUGUGGCUGGAGACGACCACCUCGGAGGGUCCGACUUUGAUAUUCAGAUGCGACGGCUACUCGAGUCGAAAUUAGAACGUGGUGAUGUACAAAUCGCGGACUCGGCAACUGCAAAGGAAAGCUGCGAAAGCUCUGGCCUUCACAUCCUGGCAGAGGAUGCCAAGAUCCGCUUAAGCAGCGAGCAAAAAGUGGAGACGAGAUGUCGUGCAUCAGAUGGAAAAGAUCGGAUUUUUGCCAUUGGCCGCCAGGAGUUUGAGGAUGCUUCCUCCGAACUCUUUAGUCGCGCCAUGGCUCCUGUCCAAAAGGUCCUAGAUGAUCAGAUGAUGACCACGGACUACAUCAACGACGUGGUGCUUGUUGGUGGUGCGUCACGCACACCCAAGUUGCGAGAGCUGUUGCAAGACUUCUUUGGGUCCUCCAAGCGUCUCCACACGGAGAUCGAUCCGGACAUCACCGUGGCUUGGGGCCUCUCGGAUCUUGAUGGAUCUUUGAAGCCGAUGGGCUUCACGAUGUUAAUGAACCAGGGCACUUGCGACGGCUUAGGGCUUCGCAAGGCCCUUCUUAGCCGCCAGCUGUACAGUGAGGCACAGCCAUCCAUGGCCCAUGGCUAUCCAUGGCACUCCGCUAUGCUUGGCAAGAACUUGGAGCCCAAGGCACAUGGCAUGCUAUGCCAGUCCUUGAAAAAACUCUGGCUGCGAGGCCACAGAAGAAAAAAUCGCGAGGGCGAUGUGGUCACAAAACUUGGAUCAUCCCGGCAAUUUUGGGGCUCUGCAGCUGGUUUCUUAAUAUUUCUCAAUCCAUUCAUAUCCAUUCUGAUUUUCAAGUCAUUCUGGGUCUAUGUAGUCGCAGUUUCGAACUUCCCACACCAAUCUUACGCAGUCGAUAUUGGCGUCCCGUGGCCGAUUUCAUCAACAUGGCAGACGUACAGGCAGACGUUGCCCCCCCUUCAGGUGACUCAGAAAUACUCAGAAUUGAAAGCAGCACAUGACGUCAGGAUAUGUCAGGAUUAG